Messenger RNA from Synchiropus splendidus (mandarinfish), 1540 nucleotides. Its product is annotated as G-protein coupled receptor 26-like. Bases 1 to 1050 code for a protein of 349 amino acids. Gene Ontology annotation, cellular component: membrane. Gene Ontology annotation, biological process: adenylate cyclase-activating G protein-coupled receptor signaling pathway. Gene Ontology annotation, molecular function: G protein-coupled receptor activity. Lineage: Eukaryota; Metazoa; Chordata; Actinopteri; Syngnathiformes; Callionymidae. The record is from RefSeq and is a predicted model, not a curated record. The transcript has 3 exons.
AUGCACUCAGCGGACGUCCUCUUGUCUGCGCUGGUUUUGGGGAUCAUCAUUGUCUCUCUGCUUUCCAACGUCGUGGUGCUGAUCUGCUAUCUGUACAACGCGGAGAUUCGCAAACCAGUCCCCGCUCUCUUCAUCCUCAACUUGACACUUUGCAACCUGUUGCUGAGCGUGUCCAACAUGCCCCUGACGCUGGUGGGUCUCGUCAGCCCGGAUCGCUCGGAAGGGGGGCUCUUCUGUCUGGUCACGGGCUUCCUGGACACUUUUCUCACCACCAACUCCAUGUUGAGCAUGGCAGCGCUCAGCAUCGACCGGUGGGUGGCGGUGGUCUUCCCGCUCAGCUAUCACUCGCGGAUGCGGCGGCGGGACGCGGCGAUGGCUCUGGGAUACACGUGGAUCCACUCGCUGUGUUUCUCCUGCGUGGCUGCGUGGAGAUCCUGGAUCGGAUUCCACCACCUCUACGCCUCCUGCACCCUCUGCAACAGCCGGGCCAAAUCAUCCGGACUGCAGUUCAUCGUCUUCACUGUGCUUCUGCACGCGCUGACUUUCCUGCUCACGCUGGUCGUCAUGUGUGUAACUUAUCUCAAAGUGUUGAAAGUGGCCAGGUUCCACUGCAAACGCAUCGACGUCAUCACCAUGCAGACGCUGCUGCUGCUGGUUGAUAUUCAUCCGAGUGUUCGCCAGAAAUGUUUGGAUGAACAGAAGCGUAGGAGGCAGAGGGCCACCAAGAAAAUCAGCACGUUCAUCGGCACGUUUGUGGUGUGUUUCACCCCUUAUGUCAUCACCAGAAUUGUGGAGCUAUUCUCGCCGGGACCCAUAAAUGCUCACUGGGGGGUUCUGUCCAAAUGUCUGGCCUACAGCAAAGCAGCAAGUGACCCAUUUGUCUACUCACUGUUGCGACACCAGUACAAGAAGACCUGCAGCCUACUGGCCAACAAGCUGCUGAGGAGGACUCCGCUCAACUCGGCAUCACUCAGGUUGGAGAACUUGACGAGUCGGAGGCACACGAACUCUGCAAACAACAUUCCAACGUCGAACAAGCCGGAUGUCUAGUGAGGCUCGGCGGUGAAGCUAGAUUAUCGUAAGGCUAUGACCUUGUGAACAGACACCAAACCAACCUCUCUGUCAAGUCUGUGGAAGCUAUUAGAGAAGAACAGAGUUUCCUGUUGACUGAUGUUUAAAUGUAGCUUUUCAAACACUGAAUCAAUCAGAGAGGCACAGAGACAGGUCGCACCCUGCCACAGCAUGGCAGUUCAAUGACUUAAAAAUUGCAUUUAAAAGUUUUCAGCCAGUGGAUAUCUCACUCAUAGCUCAGCCUGUUUGUUACCAACCUUGAAAGGUUUAUUGAAGUACAUGAGUUUAUUCUGCAGUUCACAAACGAACAAUAGAACAUCUGCCACUGGAGGAGUGGGGGUAACUAGAGAAGAACUGAGACAGUGCAUACCUCUGCCAAGAAGCUAAUUCACACGCCUCUAUAAAAGACUGCAUCUAUUCAAAUGACAAUGACAAAAAACAAGGACCCCUGCUGGGAUUUUAACUCGCA